AAACGUCCAGAAUCCAAACAAACAGCAGAAAUCGAAAAAUCAUCAUCGUCACUUGUCAGCGGUGGAACUUACGGAACAGAGAAACAGUUUAAGCAAUUUUGUUCGAAUUAAGCAAAUCGUUUCGCUAGCGCUCCCCGUUUCAGUGUACACUCAUCAGUAAUGUCGGCCAGAUACGAUCGUGCCGUGACGGUUUUCUCGCCCGAUGGUCACCUGCUGCAGGUCGAGUACGCUCAGGAAGCGGUUCGCAAAGGAUCCACUGCCGUCGGCGUUCGCGGCAAGGAUGUGGUCGUGUUGGGCGUUGAGAAAAAAUCCGUCGCGAAGCUGCAAGAGGAACGAACGGUGCGCAAAAUUUGCCUGCUUGACCAUCACGUUGUGAUGGCAUUCGCGGGUCUCACUGCCGAUGCUCGCAUUCUCAUUAACCGAGCCCAGGUAGAAUGUCAGAGCCACAAGCUGAAUGUGGAGGAUCCGGUUACGCUGGAGUACAUCACCCGAUACAUCGCCGGACUGAAGCAGAAAUACACCCAAAGCAACGGACGACGUCCCUUCGGUAUAUCCUGCCUGAUCGGUGGCUUCGACUACGACGGCCAGCCCCAUCUGUACCAGACCGAACCGUCGGGAAUUUAUUACGAGUGGAAGGCGAACGCUACUGGUCGGUCGGCCAAAACCGUACGCGAAUUUCUGGAGAAGUAUUACACAAACGAGCAGGUCGAGACGGAGGAAGGUGCGAUUAAGCUGGCGAUAAAAGCACUUCUCGAGGUGGUGCAGUCUGGCCAGAAGAACCUCGAGGUUGCGGUAAUGAAGAGAAACCAACCGAUGCUGAUGCUAGACUCCGGGACCAUCGAGAAAUACGUAGCGAUCAUUGAGAAGGAAAAAGAGGAAGAGGCAGAGAAGAAAAAGCAAAAGAAGUAAUGCUUGGGAUGGGAAAGAAUGGUCUAAUUUUCAGAUUCGUGGUAUGUUUAAUUAUAUCUCUAAUUCCUUUGGAAUAAAAUGUCGCUUGUUUCGAUUGAA
Molecule: messenger RNA, 1008 nt
Organism: Toxorhynchites rutilus septentrionalis
Lineage: Eukaryota; Metazoa; Arthropoda; Insecta; Diptera; Culicidae
Gene: Prosalpha4
Product: proteasome subunit alpha type-7-1
Exons: 2
Coding region: 160-909 (249 amino acids)
Biological process (GO): ubiquitin-dependent protein catabolic process
Cellular component (GO): proteasome core complex, alpha-subunit complex; proteasome core complex; nucleus
Source: RefSeq, a predicted model, not a curated record